CGCUUUAGGAAGUGGUUUCACUUGGCCAAUUCCUGGAGUGACAGUAGAAGUGAGUCAAGUUUUUGGCGCCGUUGCCGGGGAACGGCUAGGUUGUUGAAGAAAAGUGAUUUAUGUUAAUUUAGCUUUUCUUUUUGCUUUGUUUGCUUUGUCCCACUUGUGCCUUCACGGGUUUGCUUGCUUGAGUGUGUGCAGGUAGUGCAUGACCCGUAGCCAGUCAGGAGGUUUGCUGCCGUUGAAUCCAGAGAUUGAUCGCACCUGUCGCCAGCUCAGGAGACAACAGCGAGCUAGACUGGCUACGGAAGAGCGCAUAGACGGCCACCUGAGUAGCGAUUCUGAAGAAGAGUACGGGAUGGACGGAGACUACAAUCAGCACCAGGGGAAUCCUCAGCAGGUUCCCCCGGUGAAUCAGGUCCUGGGGAACAACCUCAUACCCCAGGAUCAUGGGGUUCAUCAUCCACCGCAACCGGGUCCCACCUUGGAGUACUACUACACUCCUUGGAUUGCUGACAUCCGCCCGGUCAUCCUCUACCCGCCUAUUCCAGCAAACAACUUCGAGAUCAAGCCAUGCUGGAUUCAGCUCAUUACAUCCUCUAUCCAGUUCCAUGGCUUGAAGGAUGAGGAGGCCAGGGUGCAUCUUUCCCGUUUUCUGCAGCUGACGAACGGGUUCAAGCUGAAUGGUGUCCCUGAUGAUGCAAUCCGCCUUCAUCUCUUCCCCCAUUCUCUGGCAGGGAAUGCUAAGAGGUGGUUGGAGACCCAGCUUCCAUUGUCCAUCACCUCUUGAGAAGAGAAAGAUAGAGAAUUGGCCUAAGCCUUUAGAGGGUUGAGAACGAGAAUUGAGAGGAUAGGGAGAUUAGGGUUUGGGGAAGAGUUUUCUUAAUAUUCUUCUUGACUCCUCUGAAUAAAACGCGAGUACAUAUUUAUAACAAAAGAACUGGAAAACCCUAACAAUUAACCUAAUACGACUAAAAGACUACUAACCCUACUAGUAAUUAGCUUAAUAAUAACUAUAAUAAUAAUAAUAAGACCAUAAUAGAAAU
This is a messenger RNA of Linum trigynum, 1037 nucleotides long. The record is from the annotation of a GenBank genome assembly. Lineage: Eukaryota; Viridiplantae; Streptophyta; Magnoliopsida; Malpighiales; Linaceae.